CAAGUUUAUCUUCUUCUUUUUAUGACAGAACAGAACUGAAGUUUUUUUAAUUUGGGAAAUUAUUGGCAGUCAAAUUGUUUGUUUUACAAACGCCCUGCUGUCAGACGGCCGCCGCACCAGUUCGGUUCAAGUUGAAGGCAAGGGAAUAUUAUUUUUAGCCAGUAGGCCACAGCUAAGUAGCAACCGUGCUCAGUCUAAAAAUUUUGUUUGGCUGUGACUGUGAAUAAAUCAAACACUUUCAUAUCAAAUCUUGAGCACCAACGAAGAAAAAAAUGCCCAUCAUUCGACUGGAGUCUGCAGACAAGGAGAUCUUCGACACGGACCAGGAGAUCGCCAAGUGCUCGGAAACGAUUCGCACGGCUCUCGAGGAUCUGGGCGAUGAGAGUGACGAAAGUGUGUUGCCCUUGCCGAAUGUUAAUUCGCUGAUCCUGAAGAAGGUGCUUCACUGGGCUACCUAUCACAAGGACGAUCCCAUGGUAACCGAAGAGGACGAAAACAAGGAGAAGCGAACGGAUGAUAUAUCAUCAUGGGACGCCGAUUUUCUCAAAGUGGACCAGGGCACCCUGUUCGAGCUCAUCCUGGCUGCAAACUAUUUGAACAUACAGGGUCUACUGGACGUCACUUGCAAAACGGUGGCCAAUAUGAUUAAGGGCAAGUCGCCGCAGGACAUCCGCGACACCUUUGCCAUCAACAACGACUUUUCGCCCCAGGAGGAGGAGCAGGUGCGCAAGGAGAACGAGUGGUGCGAGGAGAAAUAAUUUCAAGAAGCUUAAUUUCCUUUACGGGAUGCUGCAGACAAAAAUCCUAAUUGACACUUAAUUAAAAUCCCAAAUUAACACUUCAUUAUAUUACAACAAAAUUGCUUUUUUUUUUUUUUUUUGCAAAGUUACAACUUAAAUUCAUUCAUUUAUUAUCAAUAUACACGAAAUGGAAAAUGUACUUUUUUUUUUAUCCUUUUUACCUUUUAAGAGAGAAGCAGCAAAUCAGGCUUAAUUUGUAAAAAUUAAAUGUCUAUAAAUAAAAGAAGUCGACUAAAAAUGUA
This is a messenger RNA of Drosophila eugracilis, 1042 nucleotides long. RefSeq names its product S-phase kinase-associated protein 1. Gene Ontology annotation, cellular component: cytoplasm; nucleus. The transcript has 2 exons. Gene Ontology annotation, molecular function: cullin family protein binding. Bases 273 to 758 code for a protein of 161 amino acids. NCBI's taxonomy places the organism in Eukaryota, Metazoa, Arthropoda, Insecta, Diptera, Drosophilidae. Gene Ontology annotation, biological process: SCF-dependent proteasomal ubiquitin-dependent protein catabolic process. The record is from RefSeq and is a predicted model, not a curated record.